Messenger RNA from Hippopotamus amphibius kiboko, 1671 nucleotides. RefSeq names its product involucrin (gene IVL). Lineage: Eukaryota; Metazoa; Chordata; Mammalia; Artiodactyla; Hippopotamidae. The coding region runs from base 171 to 1349 and encodes 392 amino acids. Gene Ontology annotation, biological process: keratinocyte differentiation. The transcript has 2 exons. Gene Ontology annotation, cellular component: cornified envelope. The record is from RefSeq and is a predicted model, not a curated record.
GGACGUGCACCAUCACCUCUCAGAUCCUCUCGGGAUGGGCUACUGAUUUUCCAGGACUCAGGAGUCCUCCAGGAGACCUUUCUUUUCCUGACAUCAUCCCUCUUCCUGUCAUAAUCCCAGAGCUCAUCUCUCCUCUUUGGCAUGAAGGUUGACCUAAAGCAGCUUCCAAGAUGUCCCAGCAACACACUGUGCCAGUGACCCUGCCUCCUGCCCUCAGUCAGGAGCCCCUCAAGCCUGUUUCUCCUCCCACCAAUAGUCAUCAGGAGCAAGUGAAGCAGCCAACUCCGCUGCCUGCCCUAUGCCAGAAGACAUCCUUGGAGCUCCUAGGGAAGGGCCCUGUGGAGCUCGAGGAGAAACACACAACUCUUGUGAAAGAGGUGCCCAAGCAAGAAUGUGAGCCACAGCAACAGGAGCCACAGAAGCAGGAACAGCAUGUGGAACAGCAGCAGCAAGAGUCACAGGAGCAAGAACAGCAUGUGAAACAGCAGCAGCAGCAGCAGCAAGAGUCACAGGUGCAGGAACUGCAUGUGGAACAGCAGCAGCAGCAAAAAUCACAGGAGCAAGAACAGCAUGUGGAACAGAAGCAACAGCAGCAAGAGUCACAGGUGCAGGAACUGCAUGUGGAACAGCAGCAGCAGCAAAAAUCACAGGAGCAAGAACAGCAUGUGGAACAGCAGCAGCAGCAGCAAGAGUCACAGGUGCAGGAACUUCGCAUGGAACAGCAUGUGGAACAGCAGCAGCAAGAGUCACAGGAGCAAGAACAGCAUGUGAAACAGGAGCAGCAGCAGCAGCAAGAGUCACAGGUGCAGGAACUGCAUGUGGAACAGCAGCAGCAGCAAAAAUCACAGGAGCAAGAACAGCAUGUGGAACAACAGCAGCAGCAAAAAUCACAGAAGCAAGAACAACAUGUGGAACAGCAGCAGCAGCAAGAGUCACAGGUGCAGGAACUUCACGUGGAACAGCAUGUGGAACAGAAGCAGCAGCAAGAGUCACAGGUUCAGGAACUGCAUGUGGAACAGCAGCAGCAGCAAAAAUCACAGGAGCAAGAACAGCAUGUGAAACAGCAGCAGCAGGAGCCACAGGAGCAGCAAGUACAGCAGCUAAAGGGACAGCUGGAACAGGAGAAUAAGGUCUUGGGCCAGCAACUGGAUCAAGAGCUAGCAAAGAGAGAUGAGCAACUGGAAAAGAAAGGGGAGCAGCUGCUGGAACAGCAGGAGGGGCAGCUGAAACAGUCUGUGUUUGUUCCAGCUCCCGGCCAGGUCCAAGAGACCCACCCAGUCCAGCCACUAAAGGGAGAAGUCUUGCCCCCUGAAGAAGCAGGAGGUGUAGUGCCCCCCAAACAUAAGUAACCAUCCCCAGUGUCCCAGAGGCCCCUGGAAAUCCCACACAAGUGAAGAAAGAGCCAGUGGCCUGGCUUACCUCCAGUCCCCAGCCUGCAUGGCCCGCCUCAUCUGUGAACCUGCCUGACCCUGUCCCUCUGCAUGUCUCUUUGAUGGGGGUGGGGUAAGUUAUUGCCCAGUACCGAUCCCUGAUAAGCCCAAUCCCAACCUCAGGUGUCCAGAGCCUCUGCCUGAGGAGACAGUGACUACAGCAACUCUGACUGCAUCCCCACUAUUAUAGCUGAAUCUGUGAGUGUGUAUAGUAAUACAGAAUAAAUCCUGGAAGGCCUGG